AUGGCCGCAGCCGUGGCGGCCACCACGCCUCCGACAGCCGACAAUCGGUGCGUCGGUGGCGGCGAACCGUCGGCGGCAACUAUGAGACAUCAGACGGUUGUACCCCUGCCGUCAAGCGAUAUCCCGGCACUGACGUCUUCGGGACGGCGGCGGCGACAGUUAGGUGGAAACGACCGGAAUCCACAGGUGUCUCGGAGUUCGACCAGCAGCUGCUCGUCGUCGCCGGUAUCGUCAUCGGACGACGAUGAGGACGAUGACGACGACGGUGGCCACGGUGGCAUGGAUGGCGCGGAAGCCAAGUUUGGAGGACGCGGCGUAGUCGGCGUACAGCCUCCGCCGGUGGCCGCCAAGCGGCUCAAGGACCUGCAGCAACAACUGGUCGACCUGGAUGACUUGGAACUGCUGGAUCAUCAUCUGGCCAUCGACAGCGAACCCGGAAACUCACAGCGUGAUUCGGCGCCAGACGGCGGAGCUGGUGGUACGACCGGCAUGGUGGCUGAAGAGCUCAGGCAGAAGAACAAGGACCUGGUGCUGGCCGCCCGUCUCGGCAAGGCACUGUUGGCCAAAAACGAUGAACUAUCACUGAUGAACGAGCGGCUGGCCGAGGAAUACGGCGACAAGUUGGAGGAGAUCGAACAAGACCGCCACCGAUUACGCAGACAGUUGGCACAAGCCAGGGCCGAGUGCGAGCAACGAUGCCACGAGCUGCAGGCCGAUCUCAGGGAUCUGCAGGCGGUGCUCGACAGCCGGGAACGUCAGCUGCGCGAGGCGGAUAAACAGAAGCGAGCCGUGGUCCGAGAGCUCACCGACCAGAAUGGCAGAUUGCAGUCGCACAUCAGAGAGCUUUCCCAAGCUGAAGCAGAGCUUCGACACAAGUGUCGUCUGCUGGAAGACGCUCAACAGCCACAACAUGGCAGCGGAAAAUGGACAGGGAUCGGAGGAGUCGGAUCGCCAGCGUCCAUCACCAACGGAGGGUCCACCACCGAUUAUGGGUCGCUAACACCCGACGACUACCGAAGCCUGGACGUAUUGCGUGAUGAGAUCGAUAUGAAAGCUGCAGAGAAACAGCGGCUGCAGAAGAGGAUGGCCGAAUUGCGGUCUGACCGUGAUCGGUUGGCCGAACUUCUCGAACUCAAAGAUCGACAGUUGGCCGAGUGCCGGGCUGAGGCGAACCAUUACGAGCACAGGUCGGCCAUGUUGGCCAAGCAGUUGGACGACGCUCUCUGUUCGGGUGGCGCAGGGGACUGGAGAGGACGAGGGGGAAAGUGCGCUUCGUGCAACAGCGCGGGCGGCGCGACGACGACGUCCCGGACGAACGGCUCCGGCGGUACCGAAUCGCAGCCGAUGUCGCUGUUGGCGGAACUGGAACAAGCCGAGGCGGCCAGCACGCAGACGGCCGCUGGUUCUGCUCCGCCUAUGGUCGACGUGGACCUGACGGAGCAUCGGCCCAACGACCCAAACGACUUCGGGUCAGACGCCGAACGGUUGGUCACCCGGCUGUGCGAUGCGCUUGAGCGCCGGGCCGGCCAAGCGGACGCGGUGUCGCCGGAGUUGUCGGCCAGCACCAGGUACCGGCUGCUCAAGCUGAUGGGCUGCGGCGGCGGCGGCGGAGACGGGAGCACGGCAGCCGGCGUCAAGUCCACAGGCCCCGUUGACCUGGCGGAGCUGGUUCGCAACCGUGACGGUCGGGUGGCCGAGCUCACGUGUGAGUUGUCCGUGAGAGACGCAGAGCUACAGGCAGCCCGCGAGGAACGUGAUCUGGCUGUGCGGGACAAAAUGGACGCGAUGCGGAUUCAAUGCGUCCGGUGCGGUGAUGCGGGCAGCGGAGAGGCCGCCGACGCCACUUCCGGUUCCGGCACCGACGAGAAGGACACGUCGUUAAUCCCGGAACUGCUGAGAAAAGCAUGGGAACAGCGGGAUGGGGCGGUAAGGCGGAAAAACGCAGUACAGGUGCAGCUGGCCCGGACCCGGGUGGACGUGCUACAGGCCAAUGGUCAACUGAUGGAGGCCAUCGGGCAGAAGGUGGAACUCAGCCAACAGUUGGAACAGUGGCAGAUGGACAUGCAAGCUCUGCUCGACGAGCAGAUGCGCAGGAAGCUGCUUGCUCCGCCGGUGCAAUCUUCGGCCACCGGUACGGCUGAAUUCGGUGGUGGAAAUCAACAAAAGUUUUCCAGCACCGGAGGGUUCCCUUCCAUGUCAGCUUCGAGCUUAGGAAGUCUCGGGUCGUCUGGUCUCAUGAACUCGCUGCUGAUGAUCGCCGGCGGCGGAGGCAACGCAAACAGAUGA
Molecule: messenger RNA, 2286 nt
Organism: Macrosiphum euphorbiae (potato aphid)
Lineage: Eukaryota; Metazoa; Arthropoda; Insecta; Hemiptera; Aphididae
Source: the annotation of a GenBank genome assembly